AUGGCCGACAUUAAACCCCCCUUCACAAAAGAAACCGCCCACAAGAAAGUCAAGGCGGCUCAGAAUAUGUGGAAUACCCAGGACCCCUCACGAGUCGCACUAGCAUAUACGCCAGAUUGUAUCUGGCGUAACCGUACAUCUUUCCUAUCAGGGACUGAGAAAAUUAUUGAAUUCCUGACAGCCAAAUGGGGCCGAGAACAGAACUAUCGACUUCGGAAAGAGCUUUUUGCAUUUACUGAUGAUCGGAUUGCUGUACAAUUUUGGUAUGAAUAUCAGGAUGUUAGCGAUGGGAUGCGGUGGAAGAGAUGUUAUGGAUUGGAGGAUUGGACUUUCGAUUGGGAGAGUGGGAAGAUGUGCAAGCGCAUGAUGAGUGGGAAUGAUCUCCUUCUUGGACCGGAUGGUAAUGGGGAGGGAAGGUGGUUUGUUGAAGGGGUUGAUGUGAAUGAUGUUUUGAUUAGUGGAGAGCAUUGGUAG
Molecule: messenger RNA, 474 nt
Organism: Penicillium angulare
Lineage: Eukaryota; Fungi; Ascomycota; Eurotiomycetes; Eurotiales; Aspergillaceae
Product: nuclear transport factor 2 family protein
Exons: 2
Coding region: 1-474 (157 amino acids)
Source: RefSeq, a predicted model, not a curated record